AUGAGGACUAUAACUUCAGACAGCGGCCAAGUGGAAACUGUCACCGUAAGAAGAAGUGAGUCGGCGGAUGCUCAGGAGAUUGACAGCCUCCUUGGCCCUUCAACUCAGGCGGUGUUUGGACGAGUCAAUGUGAUCCAUCUUCUAGAGAAAGCCAAUCUGGCCGUGACUCUGCUCAAUGAAAAGGACGAAAUCCUGGCUCAUGCUUCUUUCUUCGAUCACCCUUUUGGAGACUUGGUGGAUCAGGCUCAGUGGGAAACCUUCCUGAAGAAACACUUCAGUGCAGAAAAAUGCACACCUCUGAACACGCUUUUCCUCCACCUUUUCGUGGCUCAGACAAAUUUCUCCAGAGCAAGUGUAAAGGAGAUAAUGAGGGCUGUUUUUUAUGCCGUUCCUGAGCUUGAAUGCGUCUCCCUGGUUAGCCCAAAUCUUGGAGAUUUAGAGCCGGCGCUGAAUGAGAUAUUUGAACCGUUGCGGCGCCUGACUGACCCAGGGCCUCAGUGUUUAGCUUUGAUCAGCCACAGACAAGAGUACUUUCCAGGCCUUCAUAUCCGCCCAGCCAGAGUGGAAGACUGUGACGACAUUAUGCUCAUGUGUGAAGAGCAGAACGAGCAAGCGGGCAACUUGCCAGCUGUCUUUGACCCGCCAUACUUCCUGGUACAGCUCAUUGAGGACAAGUCUGAGGACUCUCACAGCGCUGUUUGUGAGAUUGAUGGAGUUGUUGUCGGCUUCAUCAGUGUGACUGCUCAUGUUGAUCUGAAGCAGCUCCCUAACAGAUUUGACCUGAGCGAGUUUGACGGUUUGUACAAAGUGCAGCAACCAAAACCUGACGGCUCUGCUGCUCAGUCUGACCCCAGUGAGGAUGAAGACGAACAAGGACAAACUCUAACUUCCACUUUACAGCAGGAGGAGGCACAGGUGACUGAAACAUUUUCAGGGAAAUCCAACACUUUCUGUAUUCAGCUCUUCGUUUUCGACAAGAAAUAUGGGACAAGAUCAGUGGACUUUAUUCCAUAUAUAUUCAAGCUUUUCCCUGACCUGAACUUCUGCAUCAUCACACUUCGUGUUGGGGCCCCUGUGCUCCCCUUGUUGCAGAACUUUGUCAGGGUUCCCUCGAGUCCCACCAACUUGUCCCAUGAACUCUACGUCUGUCACCGUGCUGGACUCAGGAGCGUGGAGGUGAGGCCGGCUGUGCCUGCAGACCGGCCUGCUGUCUCUGGCCUGGUGAAGGAUCUGAGCCUCAGUGAGCUCCUGCUGCAGGACCUGGACUGCUUCUACGAGGCCUGCAGUGAUACAAACGCGGUGCGGCUGCAGGCCUUCGUGGCGCAGGCAGAUGGAGAAGUCGUCGGGAUGCUCAUCAUCAGAGACGAGCAGGACGUCGAGUACAUUCGUGGCCACUACAACAUCGAGAACUUCAUCUACUUCAGCCAUCACAGCUACGAGGAGCACGCUCAGAUACGCCACUUCGUCCUCAAACCCUCCUUCAAGCACUUCACCAAGCACUUGUUGAAGGAGGUCCUCCGGCUGGCUCACAAAUCCUGCCUGUACCACCGACUCUAUCCCCCCUGCCACAGCCAGGAGAAUUCCUGCGUCCACCAUCUGGAUUUUGUCCUCAACUGUGCGGUCCCAGUCCGCCCGCGACGCCAGAUCAUCUACCCGCUGGAGGAGCUUGGCAUAAACGCCCCGUCCAGGCAGCUCACAGAGGACCAGGCACCAUUUGCUCUCAGCCUCAUCAGUAGAAAGUUAACCAUGGAGCCAAAGGUCACCAUUAACGACAGGAUUGUGGUGGUGGGGGCGUCAGACACGGCCUUAUCUUUCCUUGAGGUGCUUUGUUUCAGCCCUCACCUGAGGUUCAACAGCCUGACCCUCAUUUCAACACAUGGUUUCCCCAGCGACUGCAACCACGAGGACGUCGGAUUUUUGUCCACAAGCCAUGCAUACAGCAGCAGAGACUUGGCCCAGAUGCCUCUGCGUUCCUGCAUCAGUGUGAUGACGGGGAAGAUGGUGGGCAUCAACAGGACGUCCAAAUACAUCCUGGUGUCUGGUGGUAAGAAGGUGCAAUAUGACCACCUCAUCCUCUGCACAGGCCUGCAGUACCAGGUGCCCUGUCCCGCUGGCGUGGAUCUUUGCCAGCCCGUCACAAACAGCCAGCUGCCGCCUCAGUCCGCUCACGGCAGAUACUCCGGGCCCGUCCCCUCCAACCUCUUCACCCUCAACGACCUCCACGACUGCGUGGCUGCUCGCCGCUGGCUGUGUGCCAACUUUGUGGAGCUGGAGGAUAAUGCCAUUGUCUACGGCAACAGCAUUGAUGUCUACACCACCGUGGAGACUUUGCUCAGUCUUGGCAUCCGUGGAUCUCGUAUCCAUCUAGUCCUCCCACCUCCCAAGCCUGGCAUGUUCUGCUUCACGGACCCAGCCAUAGAUAAGGCGGUGGCGAGGGCCAUGGGGAGCGCUGAGGUCCAGAUCCACCACGACUGCGUGUUGGCUCAGAUGAACAACGGCGAACACCCCGACCCUCUCACAUCGGUGUCAUUCAACACUGGCGCGGAGCCUCUCCAUCUGCAGUGUGGAGUAUUUAUCAACCUCUCCAAUAAGGGCGUUGACUAUGAUGCCUUCAAGAGCAUCAACAAGUCCUUCCUGGUCUUUGAUAGCAGACUUGUUAUAAACUCCAAUUUCGGCACCAACGAUCCAUCCAUUUACGGUGCCGGGCCUCUCACCAAAUUCUCCCGCCGCUACUACACAGAGUGGUCCCACGCCGACUUCAACUCCAAGGAACUGGGCCAGGAACUCGCAGCCAUGUUGCUGCAUCAGUUUGACCCAACGCUGGAGCCUGCGGACGAGACGCCACCUGAAAUGGAUUAUCUUGUGCCCACAUACAAACAAGCCAAGAUUCAAGGUGGAAAGCUUCCUGGAGGAUACAACUACCUUCAUGUUACCAAACCAGCUGCCACCGACCUGACAGGCCUUGAUGUUAAACAUCUCCAGGACGGAGGGAUUGUGACGGGACGAGUGGAGACGGGCGACUACUUCUGUUUGCAUCUCGACCAGUAUGAGCGGGUGGAGACGCUCACCUGCUUGUCCCUGAAGCCCCUCCCCGUCUCCAAUUACCUGUGUCUGUACGGGAAACACGAGCAGCUGCUGUGCCAGCUGCUGAGACGCUACCACGAGGGCCUGAUCCACGACCUGUACAGUUUCUUCAGAGAGAGCUGGUGUAUGGCCAUCUUCCACGACCGUUUCUCCGACUUCGAGAAGGAGGUUCGACAGAUCACCUCAAACACACUGGAGUCAGACGUCCCCACAACAGACAGUUUUCUAGAUGCAGAGAGACGAGCGGCUCUGAGGAGCAGCGCCGUAAAAUAUCUGAUCUACAACCAAAACCUGCUGCCCAUGUUCGCCCACCCAGGAAAGCUGUGA
Molecule: messenger RNA, 3411 nt
Organism: Stegastes partitus (bicolor damselfish)
Lineage: Eukaryota; Metazoa; Chordata; Actinopteri; Pomacentridae
Gene: cfap61
Product: cilia and flagella associated protein 61
Exons: 24
Coding region: 1-3411 (1136 amino acids)
Source: RefSeq, a predicted model, not a curated record